AACUACUACGGCAUAUAAGUAGGUAAAUGCGUACUCCAUCUCGAUAUCAUUCCUCAUCCUACUCGCACCUCUCUUGCUCUUCACUGCAUCCCUGUUUUCUUUACAAUUAUUUCUUCUCUUUUUCCAGUUUCCUUACAACGGUCGUUUCGGAGUUAACUUAUCCUCCCAAACAUGCGUUCAGCGCUGUGCUCUUCUAUCCUGGCUUCCGCCCUUCUUCCAGGUGUCUCUGCGCUCCCACUCGCUCAUCACGACGGCGACUCCUGCUACGUGGUCGUCACGACCCACUACGUUACUGUCGAUCCUGUCCCCACUCAUACUUCGAGUGAUGAGACGCCGUAUCCGUUGCCCACCGUAAUUCAUUCGACUUCUGUGCCACCAGACAGUGAAACGCCGUAUCCAAUCCCUACUCCAGAUCCGGAUGAUACGCCAUAUCCUCUGCCGACCGUAACACACUCGACCGAAACUUCUAUUCCGCCAUACCCAACCGACCACCCCACGGACCCAACUGACGUUCCUACGGACGAAUCGACUUCCGAACCGGUCCCGGAACCCACACCUACUCCGACCCCUGAGCCAGCUACAUGCCGACCCGCUUGGGAUAACACUGGGAAAGCGCCAUCCACAGGUCCUCUCCGUGCCGCUCUCAUCUUCGUCGACUUCCCCGACUCGCCCGCCGACCAAUUCGGCCAGAGCACCGAAGACCUAUAUGCACCGCUCAAAUCACAACCUGCAGACCUAUACUCCCAGAUGUCAUACGGCAAGCUCGAGUUCGAGAUUGUGCCGCUGCUCGACCAAUUCUACCGUAUGCCCAAUGACUCGGUAUCCUACGGCUUCGCCGACGACGACGGGAUGACCGGCGAAGAGCAUGGCAGGUACAUCAACGACGCGCUCGCUGCCGUGGGCGACUCGUUCAGCUUCCAAGGCAUUGACGUCCUCUUCAUCGCAUCGCCCAAUGGCACCGAGGAGAUCAAUCGUUCGGCAUCGUAUAGCAACGCCGUCACUGCUCCCGACGGCAGUGAGUUCACAGCCGGCAAUGUCAUCACCUACGGCAACGACCUGUACCCCGAGGGCGAAUGGCAGACGGUCAACCACGAGACCGGCCACGCAAUGGGCCUGCCCGAUCUGUAUCCAUAUAGUCCCGGCGGGAAUGCUCUUUUCGUCGGUGGCUUCGACAUGAUGGGCCUUGUUUGGGGCCAGUCUCCGGAUCUGUUCGCAUGGCACAAGUGGCGUCUGAACUGGAUCGAGGACGGCGACGUCAACUGCGUCGCUGAGAAUGGCGUCACCACGCACCGCCUCAGCCCCAUCGAGGUGGCUGGCGGAACAAAGGCAAUCGCCAUCCCAGUCAACGCUACGGGCUAUGUUAUGGCGGAAGUUCGCUCCAAGCAAGGUGCUAACAGCGAGGCGUGCGACGAGGGGACGGGUGUUCUGCUUUACACCACGGAUAGUGCGCUCGGAAGCGGCGACGGUCCUGUCCGGGUUAUUGAUACGAAGCCUGAGACCUCUGGCUGCGGAAGCGAGGACAAUGGCGCGCUCUUGAACGAUGCGCCACUCACCGAUGUUGGCGGUGAGCCCUUCGAUACCGAACUCGGCGUGAAGAUUAGGAUUGUUGGACAGGAGGGAGAUGAUUAUAUCGUUGAGGUUGAGAGGGAGGUCUAGGUUUGAUUAGGGAGUGGGGCUUUCAUGUUGCGCUUUCUUCUUGUACAUAUAUUGGUUCGGACAACUACGCAUUGAAACGAAGAAUCUUUGAAGCUAGAGAGGAUCGCG
Messenger RNA from Trematosphaeria pertusa, 1764 nucleotides. Its product is annotated as M6 metalloprotease. The record is from RefSeq and is a predicted model, not a curated record. The transcript has a single exon. Gene Ontology annotation, molecular function: peptidase activity. Gene Ontology annotation, biological process: proteolysis. Lineage: Eukaryota; Fungi; Ascomycota; Dothideomycetes; Pleosporales; Trematosphaeriaceae. The coding region runs from base 172 to 1656 and encodes 494 amino acids.